UUCACGGUUUUUACAGCGAUUUCUUCCUUAGUUUUGUGUACUACAUGCAAGAAAGAGAUUAAAUUUUCACGAACGUCUCAUCGCGGACUAGGUUUUAAAAUUGCAUUACAAUGCAGUUGCAAUAGUAUACGAUAUAUACAAUCAUGUCCAUUCGUCGACAAAUCCUUUGAAGUAAAUUGAAGAAUGAUAUUUGCUAUGCGGCUUUUGGGAGUUGGAAGGGAAGGAAUAAAUAUCUUCUGCAGUAUGAUGGAUAUUUGUCAAGGAAUAUCAAUCUGUACUUACUACGCUUGUCUCAAAAACGUACAUACGGCCGCAUCUGCAGUUUAUAACCUCAUUAUUUCCAAAGCUGUAAAUGAAGAAAAAGAUUUAAUUUCAGCUUCUAAUUCUAAUACUAAUCCAACAGAUUUUACUGUUUCUGGCGAUGGGACAUGGAAAAAAAGAGGUUUCAAUUCUCUAUUUGGAGUUACUACACUUGUAGCUAAAAAUUGCAAGAAGGUUGUUGAUACAAUUGUCAAAUCUAGUUUCUGUCAAGGCUGUAAUGUUUGGAAAAAUAAAAAAAAAUCCGAUAUUUCUGCGUAUAACGAUUGGUAUGAAGACCAUGAAGAAUUGUGUACUAUAAAUCAUAAAGGAAGUGCAGGCAAAAUGGAAGUUGAUGCUAUUAUCGAAAUGUUCUGUAGAUCGGUUCAAAAACACGGAGUGAAAUAUGUGAAAUAUAUUGGGGAUGGUGACACUAAAACAUUCAAGGGUAUACUCGAUAUGGAUCCUUACGAUGGUGACCCAGUUGUCGAAAAAAAAGAGUGCGUAGGACAUGUCCAGAAAAGAAUGGGUGCAAGGCUACGGAAAGCAAAAAAAGAUAAUAAAGGGAUUGGUGGAAAAGGUGAAGGCAAAUUAACUGAUAAAGUGAUAAAUAAAUUGUCUUUAUAUUAUGGUUUAGCGAUUCGCUGGCACCCUGAUUCUGUUGAGGACAUGAAAAACGCAAUUUGGGCUACUUACUAA
Formica exsecta is the source of this 996-nucleotide messenger RNA. RefSeq lists its product as uncharacterized. Bases 184 to 996 code for a protein of 270 amino acids. The record is from RefSeq and is a predicted model, not a curated record. Lineage: Eukaryota; Metazoa; Arthropoda; Insecta; Hymenoptera; Formicidae. The transcript has a single exon.